UUCCGUACCGAGAGAGUGAUUGCUGUACCUCGUGUGUUAAGUGGCGGUCGCUCCGCCGCCACAUUGUCAUCUAAGGCAGCGGCUAUGAGACUACCUACAGUGUGGUGCGGCCGGCUGUUGGCGUCCUUCUUUUGUGGUGUGGUGCUGGGCUUUGUGGUGGCCACACUCGACUUCCAAAGUUCAUCGUUGUGGCUGCAGGAGCGGCUGCAGACAGCUACCAUCGACUCCUACGAGUACAAGCUGGCCGCCCCAGAUGUCCUACCGAGUGCAAAGCGCUUUGUCCCUACGGCUUGGCGCAAUCCAGAAUGCAACAGGACCACAGCUGAUGGCGUGAAGCAACGUGUACGUGUGUUGUGCUGGGUGAUGACUGGUCCUGAGAACCAUGCCACUAAGGCAGCUGCCGUCAAUGCCACAUGGGGCCAACAUUGUGACAAGCUGCUCUUCAUGACCUCCAAACAUGAUACCACACUACCCACAGUGGCACUUGAUGUUUCAGAAGGGCGGCAGCAUCUUUGGGCUAAGACUCAAGCUGCGUUCAAAUAUAUUGUCCACGAAGGCCUGUUGGAGAGUACUGAUUGGGUGCUUAAGGCUGAUGAUGACACGUUCAUGGUGAUGGAAAAUUUACGCCACCUGCUGCUGCCUCUGAAUGCUUCAAGAGCUCUCUUUGUGGGUCUGCGUCUACGACCAUUCUCUCCACAGGGCUUCAUGAGUGGCGGUGCAGGGUAUGUGCUUAGUCGAAUGGCAGUUCUUCGCUUUGUUGAGGAGGGACUAUCUGGUGACAUCAGAGGCUGCAAUAACUCAGGAAAAGAUGGCGAGGAUGUUGCCAUGGGUCGCUGCAUGGUGGCAUUAAAUGCAACAUUUCUGGACAGCCGAGACUCUGAUGGGCUGGAGCGCUUUCAUGCUUAUGGUCCAGAACGACAAAUGGCACCGGAUAAUGGAAUGAAUUGGCUGAAGAAUUAUUCUUAUUACCCACUACAACCGCCUUCUAAGUGUUGUUCAGCAGCUGCAGUGUCAUUUCACUACAUCUCAGCCACAGCCAUGCGAGCUAUGUACUAUCUGAUAUACAGAUUAAAACUACAUGAAGUGAACGAAUGUGAAUUGCCAGCCAGCUGACAUAUGAACAUGAUUAGCAAGACUACUUAACUGCAGUAUUAUGUGAGGAUUGGACAGUGUGUAAAGUACAUAUGAAUCGUAAAGAGUAUUUUGAAAGAACCAGUGGAAUAUUAAAUAUUGAACUACUAGUGACCUGAGAAAAUACUUUGACAGAAGGCUUUAAAAACUUGCUGGGAUGCUGUUCAUAGCAGAGUACAUCUGAUAAAAUUAAAAUUAACAAUUCAUGGUAAAGUGUAUUAAUUUUAUCCAUUUACUCGUCAAAGGAAUGUUCAAAUUAUGUGUAAAUAGUAUGAAUUUGCAUUGUAUAAGUAACGUUUUCUGUGACUUACAUUUGUGUUUUGUCCUAAUUGUCUGUGUCCAUAUUCGUCUCUGAGAGUUUAUUCACCCGUAAAGAGUCUGCUUUCAUCCUGUGGGUGAUUAAGAGAUUCGUCUAAUGUUGUUAAAUCAAGUUAAGUUUAUUUUCUCUUCUGAGUGCAGCUGUGUAACCUUGUAACUUGAAGCCACUUUGUUUAAUGCUGCUUUAUGCAUGUCACCUAUUUCCUCUGCGUAAUAAAAACUAGGUACAAGCAUUCAAAGCAUUAGAGGCUGAAUGAUUACCUUGAGUGUACUUCAAUGAUGUUCAUAUUACUUAAAACUGGAUACCUAGUAUGGCAUCAGAUUUACUUCAUAUGAAACUACUGACGCAUUGUUAAACAUCGUGUAAUGCCUAAAACAAAUUUUGGAAUAAGUUUAAGAAAAUCUGAUAUGUCAUAGAAUUGUUUUGGCAUACUGUAUACAAAAAUUUCCCGAAUACACAAUCAGUUUUUUUCCUUUUAAUGUGUGCUGUGCUUGUAAUAAAUUCUAAUGAUGUUAAUUAUAAAAUUUUGUUUCUGGAAAGAAAAUAAUACUUAUCCACAUAAACUUGCAUUAUGUAUUGUUCUUUGUGUUCAAAUGGUUCAAAUUGCUCUGAGCACUAUGGGACUUAACAUCUGAGGUCAUCAGUCCCCUACAACUUAGAACUACUUAAAUCUAACUAACCUAAGGACAUCACACACAUCCGUGCCCGAGGCAGGAUUUGAACCUGCGACCGUAGCGGUUGCCCGGUUCCAGACUGAAGUGCCUAGAACCACUUGGCCACACCGGCCAGCUGUUCUCUUUGUGUGUCUUUGUCUGCAACAAAUCUCUGAGAAACAGUCAAAAUUAAAACACACAAGGCAGAAAGUGCUCAAAGGAAGUGAAGGAAUAGGAUGGAUGUUUCAUAUAGCAUAGGUUAGAUUAGAUUAUAUUUACUUUUUAUUGCAUGGAUCCAUAGCAAGGAGAUC
This is a messenger RNA of Schistocerca nitens (vagrant locust), 2414 nucleotides long. Its product is annotated as glycoprotein-N-acetylgalactosamine 3-beta-galactosyltransferase 1-like. Gene Ontology annotation, cellular component: membrane. Bases 85 to 1113 code for a protein of 342 amino acids. Gene Ontology annotation, molecular function: N-acetylgalactosaminide beta-1,3-galactosyltransferase activity. Lineage: Eukaryota; Metazoa; Arthropoda; Insecta; Orthoptera; Acrididae. The record is from RefSeq and is a predicted model, not a curated record. The transcript is spliced from 7 exons.